Molecule: messenger RNA, 1185 nt
Organism: Adineta steineri
Lineage: Eukaryota; Metazoa; Rotifera; Eurotatoria; Adinetida; Adinetidae
Source: the annotation of a GenBank genome assembly
AUGCCAUUGAAACGGCCUUUAUCUACAUCAUCACCAUUAUUAUCAACACAUCCGACAGAAUCAAGUCUCUGUCGUGUAUGUGAUGAUUCAGCUAGAAUCAUUAAUUAUGGUACACUCUCCUGUCAAUCUUGUAAAACAUUCUUUCGUCGUAAUGGUUUUCAUCCGAAAAAUAUUCGUUUAUGUUUAUUAAAUGGAUCAUGUGAAAUUGAUAUAAAUACACGACGAAAUUGUACUGCUUGUCGAUUUGCUAAAUGUUUACUAAUGGGUAUGAGCCCAGAUUUAAUUCGUAAAGAAGUGCAAGAAAGAAAAAAACAUUUACAGACAAGAGAUACUCAUACGAAUCAAGUCAUAGCUGUUCAACAACUAAAGCUUACAACACCAUUACCUACAUUAGAUUUAUUAUAUGAUGAUCGAUCACCACUUAAUAACUCCGAAUGGACAUUACUUUCAAAUGUUACUCAUGCUCAUGACACAUUCAGUGCUAUACCACAAAUACGUCAUGCUAUUUAUCAUUUGUCCGCAUCAUUAUCAUCAUCUCUAGAUACCUCUUAUAAUGUAACAGAUGUGUUUGAAACAAUCACUCUUAUGUAUACAUCGAUGCAAUCAUUCAUAAGUUCUUCAUCUGAUUUUAGAAUAUUAACUAUCAAUGAACAAUCAUCUCUUUAUCAACGUAAUUUACAUGGUAUAGUUGCACUUUGUUCAAUUCUUUUUCUUCAAGCUACUCAAAUUAUUGAUAAUCCUAUAUGUGUGAAAACAUUUUCGAUAAUUUAUGGAUCAGAAAUGAUGAUUCAAGCAAUACGUAUGUGUAAAAAAUUAGAUACUGAUGUAAUAAUUAUUAAACUAAUGUUACUAAUUCUUGCAUUUUCAUCAAAUUGUUUUAUUAUUAAUCAACAAGAAGACACUCAAAAUGAUAGUUUUCUAAAUGGUACAUAUCGUUUAUUAGGAAGUCAGAAUGUCUAUGUUCAACUGUUAUGGAAAUAUAUGACUUAUCGAUAUGGUUAUUAUCAUGCAGCACGACGUUUCUUUCGACUUAUUGAAAUUGUUCUUGAUUUAAUCAAAUAUUCAGGAGCAGUUUACACAUAUAACGAUACCCAUCAUGGUUUGGUGGACAAUAUUUUAGGACAAGCAAAACAAUCACUUAUAGUUGAUUAUGAUAAACAAAAACCAUUGUGGGGGAAACCAUGA